AUGGCUUCCCAUGGAGCUUUGCCACAGACUCUCAAGUCAAUCACUACCACAAAGCUCAAGGAGCUCUCAAAACAGCGCGCUCUCUUUGAUCGGCGCAAAGCCGAGAUCCUUGCAGCUGCCAAUGCAACACAGGACCUGCGCAGUCGCGCCCAAGUUUUGCUAGAUGGAAUCUCAAGCCUGAAGGGGUACCCCGAAGAUUCUCUCGACGAAGAUGAUACGGACCUAGACAGUGGGUCCGGGGACGAGGAUUCCGAGGACGAGUCCACCGCACCGGGAGCGGGGCGUUUGCGGCGAGAAGAUCAUGCAAACAUUCGCCGCUUCUUGCUGCAGAGUCGCUACGACUCUUCCAUCUCACAAUCAGCUCUACAGGGACGAGUUUCUCAACUUGAAAAAGAGUUGCGGUACCUCGAAAUCAGGCAUGAGCAUGGCGCAUUUUACAGCAACUUGGUCACGGAGUGGCUGUCGGAGUUGGAUGAGCUCAAUUCUGCUACUGCAGAUGAGUCCAAUGGAACCAAAUCCCCUACUUCUGGAUCAAGUUUUGAACCCGUUGGCCGAACAGAAAUGCAUGAACAGCGGGCAACUUGGGAGUCCCUGGUUUUCGGUUCUGCCACCCAAGUCGAUGAGGACGCUAUCCAGUCCUACCUCUCAAAUCUGUUCAACAAGAAUAAACUCUCUCGGCAAGCCCUCAAAGAACUCAAAUCAAGCAUUCAGUCCUUUGGCGCAGAGCUAGUGUCCAAGGGAUCAUGGCUCGAUGUCGACAGCCUCAAAUGGGUCUCCGAAGCACUUCUGAAGACCGACCUACUCAAUGAACAAAAGACUGCCAUUUUGAAAGAAUUCAUGCGAAACAAAGAGGUAGCCCAGGAAGUGGCUGAUGUACUCAAUAUGCGCAUUGCCUCACUUGAGAGCUGGUCCUGGACCACAGACGGGGCAGGUAUUCCCGUUGAUAUGCGCCGCCAGCUCAAUGGUAAAUACCGAGUUUUCAUGGAUGAAGAUCUGCUGGAUGCGCUUCUACUCCAGUAUAUUGGAACGACAUGGGCUGUGAAGCUAAGGAAAGUGUUCGAGGCCUUCUUGCAAUCUCAUGCUUGGAGCACUUUGCGCGAGGAUGUCCCGGAAGAUUACAUCAAUCAUCGCAAGCACUGCGUUGGGUUGAAUGGCACUUCAUCUACUGGAAAGAUAAACGAUCUGCGAAAGCAAACAUACGUUGAUGAAUACUUCAUGAGCCAGUUGCCUGUUUCCGAGGAUGAAGGCGCACGGGAAUACGACGACGAGGGCACCGAGUCAAAGACUGCCUUGGACACAAAACACUCCCUUCUCCACCUCUUGAUCACAGAGUCUAUCAUCCACAAACAUCAACGAGGAGAGUUUACAGCUGUUCGCUCGGAUUUCGAGUGGUUUGGCCCUUCCAUCCCCCACGCUACUUUGUUGACUGUACUGGAGUUUUUCGGGGCUUCCAAGCUUUGGCUCAACUUUUUCAAAGUAUUCCUGGAGGCUCCAAUCAGAUUUUCCUCGGAUGGACCAGACGGAUCUGUUCGUACCCGCAAGCGCGGCGUCCCAAUGAGUCACACCCUCAGCGAAUGCCUCGGAGAGUCUGUUCUCUUCUGCAUGGAUUAUGCGGUCAAUCAAAAGACAGAAGGCGCUUUCCUUUAUCGACUCCAUGAUGACUUCUGGUUCUGGGGUGCAGAGCAAACUUGUGCCAAGGCAUGGGAAGCGAUGGAACAGUACGCUCAAGUGAUGGGCCUCAAGUUCAACCAGGAAAAAACCGGCACGGUACGUAUGGGCAAGGUCAACAAGGAUUCGGCUUCUAGUCUUCCUUCUGGUGAUAUUCGGUGGGGCUUCCUUAUUCUUGAUGCUUCACAAGAGCGAUUUAUCAUCGAUCAGGCUCAAGUUGACCAGCACAUCGAAGAACUCUCUCAUCAACUUUCGUCCUGCAAGAGUGUGUUUGCCUGGGUACAGGCAUGGAACAGUUACUUUGGCCGGUUCUUUACCAACAAUUUUGCCAAGCCAGCCGUUUGCUUCGGUCGCGCCCAUAUUGACAUGGCUAUCUCCACGCUCAACCGUAUUGAAAGCACACUAUUCAAUAAGAGCGAAGGUACCACUCCAGCCCAGCAAGUCAGUGGUGUUACUGAGUAUCUUCGCACCGUCAUUGCCAAGCGCUUUGACAUCAACAAUCUCCCAGAUGGCUUCUUCUACUAUCCCGUCGAGCUGGGCGGCCUCGGUCUUCUCAAUCCUUUCAUCAGACUGCUCGCCAUGCGUGAGAACAUCAAACAGACUCCCCGGAAGUUACUGCACAAAGCCUCUGUGAAAGAAGAAGUGGCAUACGAGGCAGCCAAGAAGAAAUUCGAGCAGAACGGUAGCUCACUGGAUGGCGCAGACUACAAGCCCAAGAAGUUCAUGUCCCUCGAAGAGUACACCCAGUACCCCGAAACGUUCAGUGCCCCCCUUCUGUGGGCCUACAAGCAGCUCAACGAAGUACCAGAGGAGAAGAACGUGGCAUGUACCCCAGGUUUCGACAGGGAGCAAAAGUCUCUCGGGACCAAUUUUGCAGAACCAGGACCUAUUAACAAUCUUUGGUUUACGAUGACUCCUUACUGGCGCUGGGUGGCGGAGCUGUAUUACGAAGAGAUGGUCCGGACCUAUGGUACUCUGGCUGCAGUCAAUCGCGAGUCCAUACCCCUUGGUGUUGUGAAGACCUUGCGGGAGGAGCGGUUCAGGUGGCAGGGUUGA
Molecule: messenger RNA, 2724 nt
Organism: Penicillium soppii
Lineage: Eukaryota; Fungi; Ascomycota; Eurotiomycetes; Eurotiales; Aspergillaceae
Exons: 1
Coding region: 1-2724 (907 amino acids)
Source: RefSeq, a predicted model, not a curated record